This is a messenger RNA of Serpula lacrymans var. lacrymans S7.9, 733 nucleotides long. RefSeq lists its product as uncharacterized. The record is from RefSeq and is a predicted model, not a curated record. Gene Ontology annotation, cellular component: TRAPP complex. Gene Ontology annotation, biological process: endoplasmic reticulum to Golgi vesicle-mediated transport. Lineage: Eukaryota; Fungi; Basidiomycota; Agaricomycetes; Boletales; Serpulaceae. The coding region runs from base 23 to 421 and encodes 132 amino acids. The transcript has 5 exons.
GCGCUUAGUACUUCUGACUUUCAUGGCCGUCUUUGGCCUCUGGGUGAUUAACAAAGCAGGAGGGCUUGUCUAUCAGCGUAAUUUCGCAGAUGGACUCGCUCAAUUGACAUCCAACGAAUAUUUAGUACUUUCAGGAACACUUCAUGGUAUUCAUGCCAUCACAAGUCGGUUGUCGCCCACGGGCUCUAGUUCUGGUGCACAAGUUAUUGAAGGGGAAUCAUUCAAGAUGACCAUUCUUUUGACAGCUACUGGGACGAAAUUUGUGUUAUUAACUUCCCUUGCCGAACCGACCGCCGAUACUUUACUGCAGAAGAUAUAUGAAGCUUAUGCUGACUCAGUUAUGAAGAACCCUUUUCACACUCCCGAAAUGCCCAUUCGAAGUGAAGGAUUUGACUCACGGAUAACUGCCCUCCUUGCAUGAUACUGUUGAAGGACGUGCUACAUGCGUGCGGGGACACUACCGAUCAGUUUCGAGAUCGUCUUUAUUCCCAUUCUAGUGGCUAUGGAUUAUAUAGUAUUGCUCUGAGUUAUAGAGCUCGUUCAGGAAGAGGACCGGCAGUUAACUUCAAGAUUUUCAAUUUCUUGUGAUGGUUAUGUUGUGUGAGCUGCUGCGUGCUGUGGCCCACUGUAUAUUCCACCGAUUGCUUCGCCUAUACUCCGCUACGGGUGAUGUACCCAAUCCCUGUGGAUCCAUAUGUCUAUGUUCGAAUGCAUCAAUUCUUUCACCGAGUAA